Molecule: messenger RNA, 2090 nt
Organism: Colletotrichum destructivum
Lineage: Eukaryota; Fungi; Ascomycota; Sordariomycetes; Glomerellales; Glomerellaceae
Exons: 2
Coding region: 690-1895 (401 amino acids)
Source: RefSeq, a predicted model, not a curated record
GAACCCUGGAAUACUCACUCAUCUUGUUCUUUUUCAAUGAGCCAACUGCACGGCAAAGAUGUGUCAAAAGGUGCACGGUAGUAUGCCCUAGCGCUCAGGACCCCGGGUGCCUCGCUUUAUAUGCUAUCAAUUCUCUUGUUUUGUAUAUUAAAUGGCCCUUUUUUCUUCCCAAAUGCCCAGCUUUCAUCACCACUGCCUACGCGUAGGCUAUCAGAUGAGAAGACGAAUCAUGCGCGUGCAGGGAUCAGUAAGGAAUCAUCGUGUCCACCUCCCCCCUUUCUUACCUACCGCCGUCCCACGGGCUCCCAACCGAGGGACAACAAACAUGUAAGUUCAUCGGCGCAUUGCAAGCCUCCGAAGCCUUGAAGCUUUACACAAUCUCUGACGGCAACAGCCAGCUAUGGGAGGUGGCGGCUAGCGUUAAAGUCACAGGAUUGGCACGGUCAGGGGUCGGGAUCCACGGCCAAACCCCAUUUCGGCUUGUGAGGAGAGGGAGCUCAACGCGUUCCGCACGAGAAAAAGCAAUUGGCCCAAAGCUAGACUGGCUACGCGUCGCCAACGUUAGAGUUGUGGCAGUGACGACAUAAUUCCCUCCCCUCUCCCGCGGACAUUGAGGAGGGAGCCCUUAAAUUACAGUAUUACCCGUUUGCUGGCGUCUUUUGCUUUCUUCUUCGCCACUGUGUAUCCCAAUGCCUCCCAAGAAACGUUCCAAUGCCAAUGAGGCCGGCGAGGCCUCGGGCACGGCUAAGAAGACCAAAACCACGGCCUCCGGCGCCUCCGCUGCCGCCAACGAAUCCCGAUGGUCCACCAAAAGCAAGCGCUGGUCGGCCGUGUCGGCGUCUCGCAACGCAGAUGAUGACUACAAGAAGGCCAUGGAAGACAUUGAGUACGCCUACACGUACACCUGCAGGUGCCCUUUGGGAACCAAAGGCGGAGGACACCCGGAUGACGAGGACGAGGACGAGGAAGACGAUUAUGACGACGAGGAAGACGACGACGAUGAGGGCGACGAAGGCGAGAAGCAGCCCAAGGCCAAAUGCGACGGCGGCAAGACCUGUCUCUGCAUGAAGCCUGCGGCAGAGCACCCCGACGCGCCCUUUGUCAUCACGAACGCCGGCUAUCGCAAGCUCAUGAACCAGCAGGUCCACUGCCAGGUCCGCGACCCGGACAACUUCGACAUGUACACCUACAAUGACCACUACGCCUACGGCAUCCUGCAGGUCGUCCAGAACCUCGUCCUCGACUACGAGGAGGCCAAGGAGAACUGGAGGGAGCAGUGGGUCAUCUGCGAGGCCAUAGCGCCGUUCAUUUGGUUCCUCUCCGGCGGCGACUUUGCCAUGGCCGAUGAUGGUGAGUUGUGCCGCCAGACCGCCCGUCUCAUUGGCAACCUUUUUCUCGCCACGCUCGCGCGCCUCGAACGCGAGGGCGUCCUGGGCCCGGACUCAGAGGUCAAGGACCUCGGUAUAGUCAUGGCGGGCAUGCUCAAGGUCGCCUCCGCCUUCCGCGGCUCCUCUCUUCUCGAGGGCGAGACGCGCAUCAAGAAGUCCAAGAAGCGGCCAUUCCCCUUUGUCGCGGAGGCGUUUGACAACUACGUCGCCGCCUACGCCAAGAAGCACGGCAUCACACUGCGCGGCGUCCCCAAACUCAAGGACCUGUUGGAGGAGGUGGACGAUGAUGUCGAGCUGCCCACCGUGGAACAGCACGGCGAGGAUCCCUGGGGCUGGGCGGCGGCGUUUUCCGAGUACAAGACGGGGAAGACGGUUGGCGGGGACGGCCUCGACAUCACAUCUUGGACGAGUGCAGAGCGGAAGAAGCACGCCUUCAACAAGAAGGAUCCGCUGGGGAAGAAAGAGCUUGAUGCCAUCAAGAAAGGGUUUGUUGUGAUGCUCGGGUAGAGCGCGUACUCCUCCUUAUUCGAAGUGUAUCUCAAGCAUGCCUGCGAAGCUGGGCCACGCCGUUAUUGAAGCGCAGGAUAUCGACUGGAUGAUUAGGCGACGUGUUUCGUCGAGAGUGUAGGUUGGAUUGGAUAUCUACUGUUUUCUAUUCGACUGUGUACUGAUAACCUACAGCCCAGAUACUCACUUUCUUUC